CGGGAACAGAGAGAGAGAGAGAGAGAGAGAGACAGGUGAAGAGAGAAUAAUCUCUGUUUUCUGCUCUAACAUGGCGGGCUCCUCCAACACCCCUCUGUCCCGGACCUCCACCCCUCCCACCGACCUUCUCUUCCACUCCGAUCCGCUCUACAGCGUUUCAAACCCGGCCAGCUCCCCGCGUCUACCCCGCUGCCUGGCCGGAGCUUUCCUGAGCGGUGGGAGCGGUGAGAGCGGCAGAGUCCCAGCCAAUGUGAACGGGCAGAGCGGCAGCGGAGGCGGCACCGCUUCCUCUUCGUGUUCUCCGCAGUGUAAAAUGGUGGAAGUUCACGGCGUGAAGGUGGCGUCGUUCCCAGUGAACGGAGUGGAUCUGAUCUGCCUUCCGCAGGUGUUCGAGCUGUUCCUGAAGCACCUGGUGGGCGGACUGCACACCGUGUACACCAAGCUGAAGCGGCUGGACAUCUGCCCCGUGGUCUGCACCGUGGAGCAGGUGCGCGUACUGCGCGGGCUCGGUGCCAUCCAGCCCGGAGUCAACCGGUGCAAGCUCAUCACCAGGGCCGACUUCGAGACGCUGUACCGGGACUGUACCAACGCCAGCUCUCGGCCGGGACGUCCUCCCAAGAGAUCUCUGGGCGUGACCACGAUGACGGACAGCUCCAGGCUCCUCCCACACGGUCUGAUAAGCCCCGCCCUGCUGACACACACAGGGCUGACGGCAGCGAUGGCCGAGGCUCUGAAGCUGCAGAAGAUGAGGAUGAUGAUGGGUUUCCACGGCAACAGCGACCAGCAGCACCGGCAGAACAACGGCACAGAGUCGGAGAACGACGACACAGGAGGCAGUGAAGCAUCCUGGGAGAAGGAGCAGCGCCUCCUCUCUCCUCCUCUGCAGCAGCACCGUCUGUCAGACUUUCCUUUCAUGGUCAUGCCGCACCCCCUCCUCCCUGUGGGUCUGCCCCCCGCCAGCGUCGCCAUGGCGAUGAACCAGAUGAGUCAGUUGAGCGGAUUCGCCAACAUGGCCACCGUGUCGCACGUUCAGAUAGAAGACAGCAAGGAGUCUCCUCCAGGAAGCCCCUCCCCCUGCCCCUCCCUCAGUGACGACGAGCUCCGCCCCCGAGACCCAAUCAGCCAAUCAGCUUCCAGAGCGUCUUCAUCAUCGUCAUCAUCACCUGCAGCAGUCACACCUCCGCUCGACGGAGACCUCGCGGAGCCAGAAAACAGCUUCAAAAAGGCGCCUAAAGAAAAAGACGACAGCCUGUUGCCCCUCCCCCUCCUCAAACCGACCUAUGAGAAGCUGUCACUCGCCUCUCAGCCGCUGUCAGUCAACCACGCUAACCCCGCCUUCGCUCCGUUCCUAUUGGCCGAGGGUCUAUCCUCCAUGGAGACGCUGCUCACCAAUAUACAGGGUCUCCUGAAGGUGGCGCUGGAGAGCGCCCGCUCUCAGAACAAACAGAGCCAGCUGGAGAGGAAAGAGUUAAAGCUGCAGCUGGAGAGAGAGAGAGACGCUCGCCACACACUGCAGAGACAACUCAGCUCAGAACUGCAGUCCUCAGUGUGGAUCCAGCGACGGCUGAAGAAAGAGAAGAAGGCGAAGAGGAAGCUGCAGGAAAAGUUAGAGCUCCAGACCCUCAGGAGACACACAGUGAUUCCUGAGAAAGAAGAGAACAAACAGCAGGAAAACUCUGCAGCUCAAGAGAACCGACCGUUCAACAAACCUCCGCUGCUCUUCUGACCGCACAGAGAUGAACACAUGAACCGAUGAUAGGAUGAACACAUGACAGGAUGAACCGAUGACAGGAUGAACUGAUGACAGGAUGAACACAUGACAGGAAUGAACACAUGACAGGAUGACCCAAUGACAGGAUGA
Messenger RNA from Sander lucioperca (pikeperch), 1861 nucleotides. Its product is annotated as dachshund homolog 2-like. The record is from RefSeq and is a predicted model, not a curated record. The coding region runs from base 71 to 1726 and encodes 551 amino acids. NCBI's taxonomy places the organism in Eukaryota, Metazoa, Chordata, Actinopteri, Perciformes, Percidae. The transcript is spliced from 12 exons.